GCAGGUUUCAAUCAUGUCAAGCGGUGAUGACAAAAAACACCAAGUGAUCAUUCCUUCAUGCUCAAAGCUAUGCAACAACAAUUUCAGAGGCUAGACAUCAUGUUUGGUGAAAUUAAAGACAAAAUGGAGAGGCAAGAUGCAACCAUUGCCAAGUUAUACCAAACAGAGAAUGGAAGUCCAAAUUUGCAUAAUCACGAUCUUGACGACAAUGAUGAAGAUGCAUUCAACGAUAAUGCCCAGAACUCAAAUUUCAGCAUGGACAGAUUUAUGAGAGGCAGCAUCAAGAUGAAGAUUCCUCCAUUUCAAGGUAAAAAUGAUCCAGAUGUGUAUUUGGAGUGGGAAAAGAAGGUGGAAUUGGUGUUUGAUUGCUAUAACUACUUUGAGGAAAAAAAGGUGAAACUAGCAGCAGUGGAAUUUACUGAUUACGCUGUGGCUGUGAUGAGAAAACGGUUUGUUCCUAGUCACUACUACCACGAUCUCUAUCAACGAUUAAAAGGCCUUACUCAAGGGUCCAGAAGCGUUGAGGAUUAUCACAAGGAGAUGGAAAUCGCAAGGGUUAGAGUGAAUGUCGAAGAGGAUAGAAAAGCAACAAUGGCAUGGGGGCAUGUUGCAUCGCAAUGUCCUAAUAAGCACACGAUGAUCUUGAGAGAAGAUGGAGAAAUUGAAACCAAGGGUGAAUCGGAUGAUGAAUCUAUGCCACCAUUAGAAGAUGCUAAUGAUGGUGUGGAAUAUGCUGUUGAUGGAGAACUGCUGGUCACCAGUUGUACUAAUGUAGCUAGCACUGUUUUAGUUGAAAAGGUUAAUUUACCUAUGACGAAGCAUCCAAGGCCAUAUAAGCUGCAAUGGUUAAACGAUUGUGGAGAAAUCAAGGUAAAUAAGCAAGUUCUGGUUUCAUUCCCUAUUGGACGAUAUAAGGAUGAGGUACAUUGUGACGUGGUUCCUAUGCGUGCUAGACAUUUACUUUUAGGGAGACCAUGGCAAUAUGAUAGGAGGGUAACACAUGAUGGCUUCAAAAAUCGCUAUUCAUUUGUCAUGGAGGGAAAAACAAUUACUCUUGCACCAUUGAGUCCAAGGCAGGUUUAUGAGGAUCAACUGAGAGUAAAAAAAGAGAGUGAGUUGAGAAAUGAGAGUGAGCUUGAGGGUAUGAAAAACAAAAAGAAAACAGCAGAAAAAGAGUCCAAAAAGAGAGAAAAGAUUGAGAGUGUUGAAAACAAAAAGAGAAAAUCAGUGAGUGUUUAUGCAAAAGAAAGUGAUGUCAAGGACUUCAAGGACGUGUUUCCAGAAGACAUCCCUAAUGGUUUACCACCAAUAAGAGGAAUUGAGCAUCAGAUUGACUUCAUUCCAGGGUAUUUUGUUUCAGUUGAUGGACAAACAAAAGUGGUUAGUAGGGCGUUGUCAACCUUAUUGCGAUCUAUUAUUCAGAAGAACUUGAAGAAUUGGGAAGAGUGUUUGCUACACGUUGAAUUUGCUUACAACCGGAGCAUCCAUUCAGCAACUAAUUGUUCGCCAUUUGAGGUUGCAUAUGAUUUUAAUCCACUCACCCAUUUGGAUUUAUUGCCAUUAUCCAUUGAUGAACGAGCUAGUUUGGAUGGGAAAAAGAAAGCUAAAGUGGUUAAGCAACUACAUGAGAGGGUGCGACAAAACAUAGAGCAACAAACUGAGCAAUAUGCAAAUCAAGCCAACAAAGGGUGCAAGAAAGUUGUGUUUGAACCUAGAGAUUGGGUUUGGGUGCAUACGCAGAAGGAACGAUUCCUUGCACAAAGGCGUUGUACGUUGCAACCAAGAGGCGAUGGACCAUUUCAAGUGAUUGCAAGGAUAAACGACAAUGCAUACAAGUUGGAGAUUCCUGGUGAAUAUAAUGUUAGUGCUGCUUUUAAUGUUUCUGAUCUUUCUCCUUUUGAUAUAGGUGACGAUUUGAGGACAAAUCCUUUUGGGGAGAGAGGGAAUAAUGGGAAUCAAGACGACAGCAUAUCUACUACGUCAUGUGAUCCAUUACACACCCAAGGAGGUCUAGUCACGCGAGCUGGAGCUAAGAAGAUGCGUAAAGUUUUAAAUGGCCUUAUUGAGCAGAUAUGGGUUGAAAACAACAUAGAACAAGCAAAUCAAAGCUUGGAUGAUUAUCAAGGUGUGGUAAACAUCAUUCAGGUUCAAGAGAAGCCUAGUUGAGGUCAUUUGCACGGAAUUAUACAGUUCGCAUCAAAAUCGCACAAUUCUACCGCAAUUUGUAGCAAACUGAUAUUUCGUGUUAUUUUAGGUUAUUUUUAGUGAUUUUCACGUUUUUUGUAUUAUUUUUGGGCUGAACAUUUGCUUAUUUGAAGCCUAAUUCGUGGUUAUUAGGUUUAGGACUUAUGGUGUUAAUUUCCUAUUCUGACUAGGAUGUUUUCUCUAUUUAAAAAGCUUGUAACCCUAAUGGGGAGGAGACUAUUGAAUCUGAGAUUUUGAGAGACUUUUCUCUUUGGUUCGUUUCAGAAAUUUACAGAACUUAUCAAGAUUAUUCUUGUGGCGUUCUAACCUGACUUAUCAUUCUCGUUCUUAAUCGUUCGAGGUGUGGCGUCAACCAACUUUAUACCUCUAGUUCUUGUUGCAUCAUAGACAACAGGUCAAGGUUUUUACCUUUGGUUCUUGUUGCGACAUAAACAACGAGUCAAGGUCCUAUUAUAAACCUGAUUUAGCUUU
Rubroshorea leprosula is the source of this 2676-nucleotide messenger RNA. The record is from the annotation of a GenBank genome assembly. Lineage: Eukaryota; Viridiplantae; Streptophyta; Magnoliopsida; Malvales; Dipterocarpaceae.